Molecule: messenger RNA, 1192 nt
Organism: Macadamia integrifolia
Lineage: Eukaryota; Viridiplantae; Streptophyta; Magnoliopsida; Proteales; Proteaceae
Exons: 3
Coding region: 336-1016 (226 amino acids)
Source: RefSeq, a predicted model, not a curated record
AUCUGUCAUCUGAGGACUGAGGAGGAAUAGUCUGUAAACCAGAGAUAGCAGAGAAAGUGUUUGUUUAUAAGGAGUAGGACCUCUCACCCUCUCAUUGGUGUCUCUUUUAUAACUCUAUCCCUUCUUUCUUGUUCUUGUAACUCUCUCUUUCUCUUCCCCUGUUUGCUGGCUGGAGACCAAUGUUCUUGGGCUACAUGGAUGACCUAUGGCUACAGUUUUCAUGUUCACAGUCUCCGUGAACAAUCUGACUUUUAUCUGCUGCACUGUUGUCAAAGAUGAUCAAACGCUCGUGAAGUGACAUUUCUUUCUUCAUCCGAGGUGGUGUCUUCGGAUUUAUGUUGGUAACUCAAUCACAGACCCAGAGUACUUCAGGAGCUAUGACUCAACAGGAAGAUGGAUGGCCUCUGGGUUUGCAACCGUUGAAUGUGAGAGUUGGGUUGGUUAGGAACCGUGAUUAUUCUGGAUCAAUUUCAUUCAACACUUUGAUCACUGGUUCUCCAAGUUCCUCUACGGAUUCUUCUUCAGAUUUGGAUACAGAGUCCACAGGGUCCUUCUUCCAUGACAAGAGCAUGACACUUGGAAGUCUCAUUGGUGUGUCCAGCAUUCUAGAGCUCUCAGGAAGAUCGGGUGGAGGAAGAAGAGCAGAAGUCUUGAGAAACAGGAAGAGUUACAGAUCCAAAACUUGGUUCUUCUCUCUAUGCUCGAGAGGUGAAGAUAGUCCUGAUGGAUUGAACAACCCACCAUCCUUAGGCCAUUUUCUUGAAGCAGAGAGGAGAGCUGCUAACGAUUACAGGAGGAAUCAGAGUCCAACUAUUUAUGAAGCUGAUGAGUUUGCCAUAGAAAGGAGUUCCUCUGAACCAAAUCCGCUAUUCGUUGAUGGGCGCAUAGCACCUCCUCAGUCAAACUCAUGGUUUGAUUCAGAAGUUGGUGGUACAUCCCAGAACCACAAGAGCUUGGACCAUGGAAAUGGGUACCCUGUUCCGGUACUGUUUUCAUGUGUGUGUGGACAACCCUAGCUAUUGAAGCAUCAUUUACACAUCAGUCUCCAGAACUUCUUUUUUCAUAUGCAGUUAUGCUUCUAUCACUGUUGGGAUUUUGGAAUCGGAUUCCUUUUUUCUUCUUUUUCCUCUCUUUUGCAAUUUGGAAUAUGAUUUCACGUUCUACAAUGUCAAUAAAAUUUCAAUUCCUUCCA